AGGAUUCGUGACUUCCGUUUCCGUAACAAGGCGGGCUUUCUCUUCUCACGCCGGGUUUCAAGCUUGAUAAAUAAGACGUAAUAAUGUCUCGACGACGAAGAGCAUCCUACAGCGAUGACGAAGAUGAUGGUCCGUCACGGAAAAGGAGACGUCAGUCAGAUGUUGUGGACAUUGAGGACCGUCUGGAAUCUCUUAUCACAAGAGUUGGAGAAAAGAGUACAUCAUCUCUGGAGAGCAACUUGGAGGGACUAGCCAGUGUGCUGGAAGCAGAUUUGCCCAACUACAAACAAAAGAUACUGAGAAUCCUCUGUGAAUGUGUUGUGGGAAUGCCGGAGAAACUAUCUGUCUACACAACAUUGAUUGGUUUGUUAAACGCAAAAAAUUACAACUGUGGAGGAGAGUUCAUAGAAAUGUUAGUGCGCAACUUGAAAGAGUCUCUUAAGACAGCUGAGUUUGAAAGUGCACGCAUGAUUGUGUGUUUCCUGUCUGACUUAGUCAACUGUCAUGUGCUGGUGUCAGGGUCACUGCUGCAGAUGUUUGACAACUUUAUCGAAGUGACACUUGAGGACAACAUUCCACAGGUUCGAUCUGACUGGUAUGUGUACUGUGUUCUGACAGCCUUGCCAUGGGUCGGACAGGAACUGUAUGAGAAGAAGGAGACUGAGCUCAGUAAGCUGCUGGCCACAGUGGACAACUACAUCAGCAAACGGCAGCACAUCCAUGUGCCAGCGCUGAGAGUAUGGGCUACUGAUGACCCUCACCCACAGGAAGAGUACCUUGACUGCCUGUGGGCACAGAUCAAGAAUCUCCGCAACAACAAGUGGGUUGAGAAGCAGAUCCUGCGUCCUUACCUGGCAUUCGACAGUGUGCUAUGUGAUGCCCUGCAGCACACCCUUCCCCAGAUCAUACCCCCCUCUCACAACGAGGAGAUAGAGUAUCCCCUACCCACAGUCACUUUCAGAUUGUUUGACUACACAGAUGUACCGGAGGGGAGUGUAUUGCCAGGGAGUCAUGCCAUUGAGAGAUACCUGAUUGAGGAGCAUCUCCACAAGAUCAUCCACACAUACUGCAUCGAGAGGAAGGACUGUGCAGCAACAUUGCUGAGUUUCACCAGCAAGAAUAAGAUCCCCCUGAACUACAUGAUAGUGGAGGUCGUGUUUGGUCAGCUGUUCCAGCUGCCACGCCCACCCUUCAUUGAGAUAUUGUAUGGCUCUCUCUUCAUAGAGUUGUGCAAGUUACAGCCAGGUUCCAUGCCUCAAGUUCUUGCCCAGGCUACAGAAAUGUUAUUUGAAAGAAUUGAUGAGAUGCAUACUGCCUGCAUAGACAGAUUUGCAAGUUGGUUUUCCUACCACUUAAGUAACUUCCAGUUCCGGUGGAGUUGGGAUGACUGGGCAACAUGUAAAGACCUGGACCUUGAGAGACCUAAACCUAAGUUCAUCCGAGAAGUCUUCUUGCGUUGCCUCAGGUUGUCUUACCACCAGCGUCUGGUAGACGUUGUGCCAGAGACCUUUGCUAACCUGAUCCCCAUCAAGCCCGUGCCAUUCUUCAAGUACGAGCAAGAAGGAGCAGGGUCCAUGCCUGGAACAACGGAAGCCCAUGCCUUGAUGUCUGCCAUCAAGUCAAAGUGUCUGCCUGAUGAAGCUGCACAGGUUCUCAAAGACCUGCCCAACCCACUGGCUGAUGAUGAUAGAGUGGAUGACCCACCUUACCAUCCGCUGAAGAUCGAUGUCUUUGUGUCAAGCCUGCUGUACCUAGGGAGCAAGUCAUUUAGCCAUUCUUUCGCAGCACUUGCCAAAUUUCACUCCUACCUGAAGUCCUUAGGGGAAACUGAAGAGGCCCAGAUCUGCAUCCUCAAGAGUCUUUACGAGGUCUUUAAGACUCACCAACAGAUGAUGGUGGUCCUUGUGGACAAACUGGUGAGGACACAGGUCGUAGAAUGCUCCUCGGUGGCCAACUGGCUUUUCUCAAAUGAGAUGCUUCCUGACUUCUCCUGUUUCUACGUAUGGGAGAUAAUGCAUAGUACAAUCCACAAAAUGAGCAACCAGGUUGGAAAGUUACAACGCAAGGUAGAAGAUGCUAAGGAUAAGCUGGAGGCAGCACAGCGGAGGUUAGCGGACGGCCUUGACCCAGACCCUAUCGAGGACGAAGACGUGCCGACAUUAGAGCAGAUUGACAGGAUGGAGGAGAAGCUGGAGGCAACACAGAGCCAGCAGAAGAGGCUGUUUCUCAUCAUCUUCCAGCGUUUUAUCAUCCUGUUAACGGAGCACCUGGCACGAUGUGAAGGUGCCGGCAUUGACUACAACACUCCAUGGUACAAAUGGGUCAUAGAGAGACUCCAGCAGAUUUUCCUACAGCAUCACAAGUUGGUGUACAAGUAUAUCAGUACCCUUGAGACACUUCUCUUCACAGCAGACAUUGACAUUCACAUCCUGGAAAUAUUUCAACAGUUUUGUGCUCUCCGCUCAUAAAGGCCAGUUGUUGGUCAGUGUGUGAGACUCCUUCCCAGCAGUGUGUCGACCAUUUUCCAUGGAAUAAUCUCCCAUGGUGUGAGAAAUUAAGACAUUUGAACAGUUGUGAAUAUUUUAAAAUACACACAGUCAAAUGAAAUGAUUUCUUCAACAGAUCAUGCAGAUAAAAGUUUGGAAUUCCCUCUUAUUUUUUAGAUUUUACAUUGUACAUAAGAGCAGUAGCAGUAGAGUACAUGUAUGUGGGAACCUAUGGAGGAGGUUGUUGUCGUGGACCAUCUCACUGUAGAAUGAAGGACAUUCCCUUUGAUCUCAAACAAUCAGUUGAAUUCAGAGGGAAAUGAUCUGAGACUGAAGCAAUGUUUCAGAUUGUCAGUUGGAAGCAAAGUGUUAACAAUAUCUGGACUUUGGUCACUGAUCUUAACUUGGCUUAUUCUGAAUGUGUUGAAUCUAAGUCAAAUGGUGCAUCUAAUGUUGUCAUUUUGCAUUAUUUUCACAAAUCUGUAAUGCCAAUUACUACAUAAACAAGUUUUGACUAGAAAUAAAUCUGAAGUGUGCUUGGAAGUUGUUUCUGGUUUAAUGGUCAGUAGUUGAAAGAACUUAGCAGUUCUUGAAAAAAAUUGAGAGUGGUCAUUGGUACUGUUUCAGUGUUUGUCAACCCUUUGCUUUUGACAGAACUUGGCCUCCAGAUUGGUUAUGCUCAAGUGUGAAUAUUCCAGUUAACUGAUAUGAAUGCAUGUGCACAUCUGAAACCCAAGAUAACAGAAUUUCCCUUAAAAGAAACUGGAAAAUCAGUUUUAUGUUUUUGUCUGCUUGCCUCACGGGGCCAGCCCGCCGAUUGAUGUUGCAGUAGGAGCAUUGUUGUCCCCUGACCGGUGAUACCCACACAGUAAUGGUCACCAUUGUCACUCUUUGUCAGAAUUUUGCCUGUAUGGCAAGACUACACAAAUGAAAAACUUCAGAUUUUUUUGUUCAAUGUAAUCAACUGAAAUAUUUAUUUUUAAUGUUAUCUUUAUUAUACUUGGAUGGAAUUUGUUGAAAGUUUCAAUAAUUGAUCACUAUAUUAUAACUUAGAUGAUAAACUGACCUGAGGAAGAGAUUAUCAUUUCGUUGAAGCCUUUAACUUUAAACUUAUAUUCCAUUUCAACAUUGGCUACAUCAUGUACAUAGGGGCUAACACCAUCGGUAACAAAGCAUCCCUCAUGUUGAUCGUCUGAAAGUCUUCAUAGUCUGUAUUUGAUUAUUAUAUGCUGUGUAAGCGCUUCAGUUUCAUGUCUGUGAAUGUUUUAGAAAAACUGUUCAAUUUAUCAUGUUAAAAUUGAGGAAAUGGAUUCUUCUUGUGUUAAAUAUUUUAGUUUGUUGCCUGAUGUAAGUAAAUCUUUUACUAGUUAACAACUAUAAGAACCAUGUCAUCACUGAGAGAAGAAACAUCUUGUUGUAAAUAAACAUGAUCCCCAUAUAA
Molecule: messenger RNA, 3927 nt
Organism: Haliotis rubra (blacklip abalone)
Lineage: Eukaryota; Metazoa; Mollusca; Gastropoda; Lepetellida; Haliotidae
Product: nuclear cap-binding protein subunit 1-like
Exons: 23
Coding region: 84-2468 (794 amino acids)
Biological process (GO): nuclear-transcribed mRNA catabolic process, nonsense-mediated decay; mRNA export from nucleus
Cellular component (GO): nucleus; nuclear cap binding complex
Molecular function (GO): RNA cap binding; mRNA binding; protein binding
Source: RefSeq, a predicted model, not a curated record